Messenger RNA from Anastrepha ludens (Mexican fruit fly), 1192 nucleotides. Its product is annotated as enoyl-CoA hydratase domain-containing protein 3, mitochondrial. The coding region runs from base 97 to 951 and encodes 284 amino acids. Gene Ontology annotation, cellular component: mitochondrion. Gene Ontology annotation, molecular function: hydro-lyase activity. The transcript is spliced from 6 exons. The record is from RefSeq and is a predicted model, not a curated record. NCBI's taxonomy places the organism in Eukaryota, Metazoa, Arthropoda, Insecta, Diptera, Tephritidae.
UCGUGUGUAAACAGCUGAUUACUUAUCACUAAUUGAGUUGUCAGUUAGCCUAUUUAAUUCGCAACAAGUGCAGUUUAAUAACUAUUAGUUAGAAAAAUGUUGAGAGUAUUAUAUACAUCGUUAGCGAGGAGCUCAAAUUUAGCCGCUGCUGCGACGACUUCACUGCAUGGUGCCAGCAAUCGGAAGCAAAGUACAAUCAUUAAGCAGUGUGAUGGUGUACGGGAGAUCAUCUUAAAUGAUCCCAGAGCACGUAACACACUUUCCCGUGAGGUAAUGUCAUCCAUCUUGGAGGGCAUUACGAAGAAUGCACAUGACGAGGAGCUGCGCUGCAUUGUGAUUAGUUCAACCGGUCCGGUAUGGUCGGCGGGCCAUAAUUUGAAGGAAAUUUCAGCCGCUACUGAUGGUGGCUGUGAGAUAUUUAGCCAACUUGUGGAAAUUAUUAUGAACAUCUACAAAGCACCUGUACCGAUAAUAGCGAAAGUAAAUGGUAUGGCUACUGCUGCUGGCUUGCAGUUGGCCGCCUCUUGUGACAUGGUUGUGGCAUCAGAUAAAGCAAGUUUUGCUGCUUCAGGCGUUAACUUGGGCAUAUUUUGCACUACACCAGGUAUUGCGAUAUCACGAGUUAUGCCGCGUAUGAAGUCUUCUUACCUGUUGUUCACUGGUUUCCCCAUUAACGCACAGGAUGCUUUGGCAGCGGGGUUGGCUAGUGUUGUGGUGCCCGAGGCGCAAUUGGAUGCCGAGACUGAUAAGAUAACAAAAUCCAUAAAAGAAAAGAGUCGCGCUAUAAUUGCGAUGGGCAAGGUAUUCUACUACAAACAGUUGGAAAUGGGCAUCAAGGAUGCCUACGAACAAGGCACAGAUGUAAUGGUUGAGAACAUUCGCAUGGACGAUGCGCAGGAAGGUUUGAAGAGUUUCGCUGAGAAACGCAAGCCUAACUGGUCAAAGAAGUAAACAUAUGGCUGUUGAUAGGCCUCCAACUGUACUUAAGAAAGGAAAUCGAAGCUAAACUACUUUUGGUCUUAAAACUAACUCACUGGCAAGGUGCACUAUUCAUGAACCGGCUUGCGCAAGAAGAUGCAUUUAUUUUUUAUAUAUGAAGAUGUUUUUGAAAUAUACUUACUUGGCAUAUUUCUGUGGCGUUUCAUUUAAACGCUAUUUACAGCUAAUAUCCGCAGUUGUACAUAUCAUAUAU